Messenger RNA from Arvicola amphibius (Eurasian water vole), 1851 nucleotides. It is a transcript of the gene Gdpgp1, whose product is annotated as GDP-D-glucose phosphorylase 1. Gene Ontology annotation, molecular function: GDP-D-glucose phosphorylase activity. NCBI's taxonomy places the organism in Eukaryota, Metazoa, Chordata, Mammalia, Rodentia, Cricetidae. The coding region runs from base 310 to 1461 and encodes 383 amino acids. The transcript has 2 exons. The record is from RefSeq and is a predicted model, not a curated record. Gene Ontology annotation, cellular component: cytoplasm. Gene Ontology annotation, biological process: glucose metabolic process.
GCGUUGGGGCCACUACGUCCCUGGUUGCGUUUCCCCGGAUGCGUCUCCGCGCAGAGCCAGGAGAUGCGUCCGCCUCGCCUAAAGCAGGUGUUGGAGACUUCUGUCCUGGGUGGAGCGGAUAACCUCCCCGGAGGAGAUCCGGUGCCCCUCUGCCGAGAGGGACAGUCCCAGACUGUCUUACUGGGUACGAGCUGCAGCCCCCGCCACCUUGCCGACUCUCCCAGAAGUAGCUUACCACCCUGCUGCCUCCUGAAGCUGUUUGAUUGUGCAGUUAUCGCCCAUUCGUGGAACAGUUGACAAGGUGGCUUCAUGGCUACUCCAGAUGAUUCACAGGAAACUUCCUAUCUGCUCCCUCUGAACCCUGAGGACUGGGAGGAGCAAGGCAUCCCCGACUUUGUCUAUGGACAGAAAGACCUCGUCGGGAAGGGAAUCCAAUGGCCGGGGAAUGCAAGCCGCUCCCUGGACACACUGCCACGGUCCCGCUUUGACUCUGCCCUCUGUUCUGCGUGGAGGCAGCGAGUGGAGCUGGGCCUCUUUCGAUACCACCUAGAAGAUCUGCAGACCCAAAUCCUCCCUGGUUCCGUGGGCUUUGUAGCUCAGCUGAAUAUAGAGCGAGGAGUGCAGAGGAGGCCACCCCAGAAUAUCCAAAGUGUGAGGCAGGAGUUUGACCCCGAACAGUUUAACUUCAAUAAAAUCCGACCUGGAGAAGUCCUUUUCCGUUUGCGACGACGGGAGCCCAAUGGCCCAAAGCAAGAGGACAUCCUUGUGCUGAUCAAUGUCAGCCCCCUGGAGUGGGGGCACGUGCUGCUGGUGCCUGAGCCUGCUCAGGGGCUCCCCCAACGCCUGCUGCCUGGGACACUGCGGGCGGGGCUUGAAGCUGUGCUACUGAGUUUGCACCCAGGCUUCCGGGUCGGCUUCAACAGCCUGGGAGGUUUGGCCUCUGUGAACCAUCUCCACCUGCAUGGGUACUACCUGGCCCACCCACUGCCUGUGGAGGGCGCCCCAAGCACACCUCUAGACCCAAAGGGCUAUAUCCAUCUGCUGCAGGCCCUCCCAGCCCCUGGCUUCCUCUUUUACACUAGUGGGCCAGGGCCUGACAUGGAAGCCUUAAUUCGCAGGGUAUGCCAGGCCACUGACUACAUGAGUAAUCAUGAGAUUGCACAUAAUUUAUUUGUGACCCGGGGUGCUCCACCGGGGCCGGCAUCAUCUUCCUCAGGCCUCACUGGGCUCCGAGUCAUCCUGUGGGCCCGGAAGUCCAGCUUUGGAAUCAAGGAAAGCGGGGCUUUCAAUGUUGCGCUCUGUGAGCUGGCUGGCCACCUACCUGUUAAGACGUCCCAGGACUUCGGCAGCUUGACAGAGGCAGCUGCAGUGGCCCUCAUUCAGGACUGUCUGCUGCCCCAAGCUCAAGCGGAUGAGGUACAGGCAGCGCUGGUGGCCCUGAUGGCCCAGGAAGAGCUGUGAUUCCUCAGGAGUUUUUUCUUUCUUGAUUCGAAGCCCUUUCCAAAGGCUGCUAAUCACUGGUAUUUGGGCAUCUCUUGCAUGACGGCCUUCCCACUGCUCAGCCCAAGGACUGAGUAUAAAGACAACGCUGAAUGAAUGUAGUCCCGGGAAUGUUCCAGCUGCUUCUCCCCUCCCUUAGACAAGCCCCAGGGGUAACAUAUCUACCAUUAAGGGCCAGGCAGAUCACUCUGUGGGGGAAGAGUGCUUGCUGCCAGGCCUGACUACCUGAGUCCAACCUCCAGAGCCCAUGUGGUCCAGGUUGCCCUCUGACUUCCACACACACACACACCUAUACAUGUACACACACAUAAAAGUAAAUGUAUCUCAAAUAAAUAAAGUACGUGUGCCGGU